Emys orbicularis (European pond turtle) is the source of this 1833-nucleotide messenger RNA. Its product is annotated as transcription factor COE3-like. Gene Ontology annotation, biological process: regulation of transcription by RNA polymerase II. Bases 1 to 1833 code for a protein of 610 amino acids. NCBI's taxonomy places the organism in Eukaryota, Metazoa, Chordata, Testudines, Emydidae. The record is from RefSeq and is a predicted model, not a curated record. Gene Ontology annotation, molecular function: DNA-binding transcription factor activity, RNA polymerase II-specific; RNA polymerase II cis-regulatory region sequence-specific DNA binding. The transcript is spliced from 17 exons.
AUGUUCUCCAUCCAGGAGGGUCUCCCCAGAGGAGGGCUGACCAUGAAAGAAGAACCCUUGACCAGUGGACUGACAUCCGUAAGGUCCUGGAUGCAAAGCACUGGGAUCCUGGAUGCCAACACGGCAGCCCAGAGCGGGGUGGGCCUGGCCCGCGCCCAUUUCGAGAAGCAGCCGCCCUCCAACCUGCGGAAAUCCAACUUCUUCCACUUCGUGCUGGCCAUGUACGACCGGCAGGGGCAGCCCGUGGAGAUCGAGCGCACCUCCUUCAUCGACUUCGUGGAGAAGGACAGGGAGCAGAACGGUGAGAAAACCAACAAUGGCAUCCACUACCGCCUGCAGUUGCUGUACAGCAACGGGCUGCGGACGGAGCAGGAUCUCUAUGUGCGGCUCAUCGACUCCAUGUCCAAGCAGGCCAUCAUCUACGAGGGGCAGGACAAAAACCCCGAGAUGUGCCGUGUGCUGCUGACCCACGAGAUCAUGUGCAGCCGCUGCUGUGACAAGAAGAGCUGCGGGAACCGCAACGAGACGCCCUCCGACCCCGUCAUCAUCGACAGAUUUUUCCUCAAGUUCUUCCUCAAGUGCAACCAGAACUGCCUGAAGAAUGCGGGGAACCCCCGGGACAUGCGCCGCUUCCAGGUGGUGGUGUCAACGACGGUGAACGUGGACGGGCACGUCCUGGCGGUGUCCGAUAACAUGUUCGUCCACAAUAACUCGAAGCACGGGCGCCGGGCGCGACGGCUGGAUCCCUCUGAAGGCCCCCCAGCCGGGCUACAUUACGCAGCCACCCCCUGCAUCAAGGCCAUCAGCCCCAGCGAAGGGUGGACGACGGGCGGCGCCACCGUCAUCGUCAUCGGCGACAACUUCUUUGACGGGCUGCAGGUCGUCUUCGGCACCAUGCUGGUGUGGAGCGAGCUAAUCACCCCUCACGCCAUCCGGGUGCAGACGCCGCCUCGCCACAUCCCCGGCGUGGUGGAGGUGACACUCUCCUACAAGUCGAAGCAGUUCUGCAAGGGAGCGCCCGGCCGAUUCGUCUACACAGCACUGAACGAGCCGACCAUCGACUACGGGUUCCAGCGGCUGCAGAAGGUGAUCCCCCGGCACCCCGGAGACCCCGAGCGCUUACCCAAGGAAGUCCUGCUGAAGAGGGCGGCAGACCUGGUGGAGGCCCUGUACGGGAUGCCGCACAAUAACCAGGACAUCAUCCUGAAGCGAGCAGCAGACAUCGCCGAGGCCCUGUACAGCGUCCCGCGCACCCCCAGCCAGCUGUCCUCGCUGGCCGGGAACCACGCCCACGCAGGCAUGAUGGGCGUCAACUCCUUCGGGAGCCAGCUGGCCAUCAACAUCAGCGACUCGGCCCCGGGCACCGAGCAAGGCUACGCCCGCAACACGAGCAGCGUCUCGCCGCGGGGCUACGUGCCCAGCUCCACCCCGCAGCAGAGCGGCUACAACACCAUCACGUCCAGCAUGAACGGCUACGGGGGGGCGGCCAUGACCGGCCUCGGGGUGCCCGGCUCCCCCAGCUUCCUCAACGGCUCCACCGCCAACUCCCCCUACGCCAUCAUGCCCUCCAGCCCCCCGCUGGGCGCCUCCUCCAUCACCCUCCCGUCCGGCGCCAGCUCCUCCACCCCCGCCGGCGUCUUCUCCUUCUCCCCGGUCAACAUGAUCUCCGCCGUCAAGCAGAAGAGCGCCUUCGCCCCCGUGGUGCGGCCGCCCACCUCCCCCACCCCCACCUGCACCAGCACCAACGGGAACAGCCUGCAGGACCAGUCUUUUGAGGACUCCGACAAGUUUCACCCCCCUGCUCGGUCGCUCCAAGGACUGGCCUAUUCCUAG